Hansenula anomala is the source of this 1858-nucleotide messenger RNA. RefSeq names its product chitobiosyldiphosphodolichol beta-1,4 mannosyltransferase (gene ALG1). Gene Ontology annotation, molecular function: mannosyltransferase activity. The coding region runs from base 218 to 1585 and encodes 455 amino acids. Lineage: Eukaryota; Fungi; Ascomycota; Saccharomycetes; Phaffomycetales; Wickerhamomycetaceae. Gene Ontology annotation, cellular component: endoplasmic reticulum. The transcript has a single exon. The record is from RefSeq and is a predicted model, not a curated record.
UGCUUUUUGGAGUGAUUGUUGCGUGUUGUAUUGCGAGUGCCUUAAGUGUAAACAAGUAAUUGUCGUUUUCACGAAAGAAAAAUGUUUUUCUUGACGUAGCAUCAAAUUCUUGCUAUUGACACGCAAAAACAUCAACAAAUCAUCACGAUUCAAGGCUCACAAUACACUAAAUUUGGUGAAGAAAAUAGAGACAUUGGCUUAUUGGAAGUGGACUGCAAUGGUGUCGAUAGUGAACAUCCCAAUUGCUGGCUUCAUCUACGCCAAAGUUGUCCAGUUUGUCAACUACCUGGACUAUCCAACCUGGGUUUGGUAUUUAAUCGGGCUGUACUUCCUGCUCCCAGUGCUGACCUAUGUUGUGCUACCUUACAUUUAUGGUAACGUGUCCACAAAGAAAAGGGUAAUAAUAUUUGUGCUUGGUGACUUGGGGCACUCUCCUAGAAUCUGCUACCAUGCCAGAAGCUUUGCUGAUAAGGGGUAUAGUGUUGAUUUGUGUGGUUAUUUAGAAGAAGCACCACCAAUCGAUUUGACUGAGAAUGAAAAUGUUAGUAUCAAUGAAAUCAAAAUCAUAAGGAACACUCAUAAUUUACCUUUCAUUGUUUUUGGUGUGUUGAAAGUGCUGGGACAAAUAAUUAAUAUAUCAAAAUUAUUGUUUGAAUUGAGAGGUGCAAACUAUCUAUUGGUUCAAAACCCUCCUUCAAUUCCAACAUUAUAUAUUGCAGUUGUUUAUAAGUACCUUACAAGAACAAAGUUAAUUAUUGACUGGCAUAACUUGGGGUUUAGUAUCCUUCAAAUCAAAUUAGCACCAACUCAUCCAUUUGUGGCAAUUUCAAGAAUUUAUGAAAAGUUAUUGGCUUCAUUUGCUGAUAUCAAUCUAACAGUGACAGAUGCUAUGCGUAAAUUUUUACAAAAGCAAUGUGGUGUUGAAAAGAAAAGAAUCAUUGUCUUGUAUGAUAAGGCAGCUGAACAGUUCAAACCUUUGACAAUUGAUGAGAGACAAGAUGUCAUUUCAAAACAUCCUAAUUUAUUUGCAAAAUUUGACGCAUCAACUGAUAAAGUAUUGAUCAGUUCCACUUCUUUUACACCUGAUGAAGAUUUCAACAUCUUGAUUGACGCUUUAAGGAAAUAUGAUACCCAAUCUACUCUGCCUAAAUUGAAAGUUAUCAUCACAGGUAAAGGGCCAAUGAAGAAUGAAUUUUUACAAAAAGUUCAAGAUGCAGAUUUCAAAAAAAUUGAUGUAUUAAAUGCAUGGUUGACAGCUGAAGAUUAUCCAAAGAUAUUAGCUACUGCGGAUGUUGGUGUUUCUUUACACACUUCGUCAAGCGGGAUUGAUUUACCAAUGAAGGUUGUUGAUAUGUUUGGUUGUGGUGUUCCUGUUAUUGCACUUGGUUUCCCUGCAUUACCAGAACUUGUGACUGAAGGUGUGAAUGGGUUAUCUGUUAAGGAUUCAAAUGAAAUGUUCAACAGCUUGGAAAAACUAUUCAAAGAUGAAAGUUAUUAUGAAACUUUGAAGAAAGGUGCAGUAUUGAAAAGUGCAGAUAGAUGGAAUCCUAAUUGGAAAUCUAAGUUCGGUGAUCGUUUACCAUGAAUUAAUUCUCCCCGUUAUAGCAUCUUUAAGCAUCUCAAUAUAUUCAUCGUCAUUUUCAUCAAUCAUGUUCUUUGAUGGAAUAUUCCAAAACUCGUAAUUUUCAUCUUCAUAAACAUCUGAUUUAUCAUGUUCAGGUAUUAAAUCAAACACUGUAUCUUUUCCUAAUGCGAUAUCUGUUAGGUAUGUCCAACAUCUAGCAACUUGCCUAUGUUCAUAUCCACCUCCUCCCAACAAUAGUGUUGGUUUCCCGACAUCAAGAAUCUUAGCAACUUC